Grosmannia clavigera kw1407 is the source of this 2211-nucleotide messenger RNA. RefSeq names its product fatty-acid amide hydrolase. Lineage: Eukaryota; Fungi; Ascomycota; Sordariomycetes; Ophiostomatales; Ophiostomataceae. The coding region runs from base 1 to 2211 and encodes 736 amino acids. The record is from RefSeq and is a predicted model, not a curated record. The transcript is spliced from 6 exons.
AUGACGUCUGCCACCUGGGAAGAAAUUGGUGCCAAGAAGCGCAGCGACCUUCUGGCCACUUUUCCAGCUGACCUCGUUGUCCCCUCAGAACUCUUGCCACCCGAGUCUCAGGACGACCUCACAAGCUGGCCCGAGACCUCCGGUUGGUUUACCCAAGACGAGCUCCGCAUCACAAGCUCUUCCGCAGCGGAGCUCCUCGAAAGGUUGGCCAAGGGCGAUCUGUCGUCUGAGACGGUGACAAAGGCGUUUUGCAAGCGCGCAAUUGCGGCGCACCAGCUGACAAACUGCCUUUCGGAAACAUGUUUCGACCGUGCGAUCCAAACUGCGAAAGCACGCGACGAGCACUUCGCAAAGACCGGCAAGGUCAUCGGCCCACUGCACGGCCUUCCGAUCUCGCUCAAAGACAACAUCAACCUGGUCGGUCUGGACUCGACUGUCGGGUUCGUCUCUCACGCGGGCGACCCGGCCACGUCCGACUCCACCCUAGUCACCGCCCUGGAGGCUGCGGGCGCUGUGCUCUAUGUCAAGACCAACGUGCCGACGGCUAUGAUGAUUGCCGAGACGGUCAACAACCUGUUUGGACGGACCCUGAACCCGCGGAGUCGUCGAGUGAGCCCCGGCGGUAGCUCAGGCGGUGAAGCAGCUCUGAUUGUGAUGGGAGGCAGCGUCAUGGGUGUCGGCUCCGAUAUUGGUGGUUCUCUCCGCAUCCCAGCGGCCUCCUGCGGCCUCUUCACGUUGCGGCCCUCGUCCGGCCGCUUCCCCGUGCGCAAUUGUCGAUCGGGCAUGCCUGGCCAAGAGGCCGUGCAGUCGGUCAAUGGCCCGCUCACACGCACGCUGCAGGACUUGGCUGUCUACACCAAGGCUGUCAUCGACGGCCAGCCGUGGCUUCGCGAUCCCAAGUGCAUCCCCUUUCCCUGGCGCCCGGCAUCGCUGCCGAACCGACUCAAGAUUGCCGUCAUGUGGAACGACGGCGUGGUCCGGCCGACUCCUCCUGUGGCCCGGGCCCUGCGAACGACGGUAGAGAAGCUCCAGGCGGCGGGUCACGAGAUUGUCGACUGGGACCCGGUAGACCAGGCCGAGGGCACCGCUCUCCUGGCCCGCAUGUUUCUUGCCGACGGUGGGCUCACCAUCCGGACAGAGGUUGAGCGAGGCGGCGAGCCGUGGCGGCCAGAAAUGGAGGACUACAGCACAGCGAAGGAGCUGGGCACAGAGGCCAUGUGGAAGCUGCACCUCGAGCGGACAGCUUUUCAGAACAGAUAUCUGGACCGUUGGAAUGCGGCUGCCAUAGAUGCCAUUUUGUGCCCCACAAUGCCCUAUAACACUGUCAAGCAUGGAGAGUUUAGACACGUUGGUUACACCGGUGUGUUCAAUGUCCUGGACUACUCGUGCAUCUCCUUUCCGACCGGUAUACUGGUCGAUAAAGCUGUGGAUGUUCUAGAUACCAAAUACGAGCACCUGGGACCUGUGUGCAAACAGGUCAACGAAGAGUAUAAUGCCGACGUCAUGCACGGUCUACCGAUCAGCCUGCAGCUCGUUGCCCGCCGUCUGGAGGAAGAGAAGGUUAUUUCUAUAGACUGCCAGAAAUCUGACUGGAAGAAACACCGGAAAACAUGUGGCAAGCCCGGCUCGGCGUCGGCCGGGGUUUUCACUUCGACUGCCAGCUCUGCCGGCUCCGACCUCUCUCCGCCGAAGGGACUGGAGCAGCCGAUUACGAAGCCCUUUAGCCGCCUCAGCAACAACAAGUGGCUACACGAUCGCCCGGAGAAGGACGUGUACCGGCUUCUUAUUGAUGCGUAUCGCCUGCGCGUCGAGGACGAAUACACCAUUGAAAAGAACAACGCCCCCGACAGCUUAUACUCGGGCGCCCCGGAUGGGCUGCGCGGCUUUCAAAGAUUCUUGGAUCGGGCUAGUUCCCGCCCUGGGCUCCUUCCAUCGUGGUGGAGCGAUGAAAAGAGAGCGGAAUGCGAGCAGCUAGGAAUGGACACGGCGAAUUGGCAGGACCUGCGAUGUGCCAUUGAAAAGAGCGACGUCAUCGAACACUACGGUGACCCCAGGUUCCCCAUGCAGCUGAGGAUGUUUGCUGAAGUGGUCAUUGGUAGAGGCUUGGGUGGGGGAAAUGGUAAAUCAAUGAUGAACAUGAUGGCAUCCAUGGAGGGAGAUGGCUCGGGGGAUGGGGCCGUGAGUACGAUUGAUAUGUCACGGGCCCAGUAA